Molecule: messenger RNA, 2325 nt
Organism: Colletotrichum costaricense
Lineage: Eukaryota; Fungi; Ascomycota; Sordariomycetes; Glomerellales; Glomerellaceae
Exons: 9
Coding region: 1-2325 (774 amino acids)
Biological process (GO): DNA-templated transcription
Molecular function (GO): DNA binding; zinc ion binding
Source: RefSeq, a predicted model, not a curated record
AUGGAGACGGAGAUCCCCACUGCAGCCUUUGGAUCAUCGGACAACCCGAACUCUGGUAACAAUCUCAAGAGGAAGCGAAGGCCUCGUGCGCCGAUAGCUUGUGGUACAUGCCGGGCUCGUAAAGUCAAGGUCGGUCAAGCUCUGAUGAUGCCUUUAACGAACAGACAUGUUGACCACAUUCCCUUCAGUGUGAUGGAAGUUCGCCAUGCUCCAAUUGUGUUCGACACGAAUUCUCGUGCUCGUACAAAGAAGGACAGGAAGACCCGUAUACCGAGUAAAAGGUCAUCCUCAUACAAUCCCACCGGCCGCCUGCAACAACGUUUGCAGCCUCAACCUCAGCUGAUACCUCAGCCACAGCCAUCAUUGCCUGAGCAUCUUCACCCAUCACCAGUUAGCCUAGAUGAACCAAUUAAGCACGAGAACCCGAUCCAGCUGAACCCACAAGAGCCAAGCCGCAUGGAUAGGGGCUCAUCAACAUCUUCGGAACAAGAAGUAGACGGCCUCGGUCAGGUCAAUGAGCACACCGAGGGUGCCGAGUUUUACGGACCCACUGGGACAUUUUACUUCCUCGCCCGGCUUCGCUCUCGGGCGAACACACAGAAGCAACCGGAAGCCGGCACGCACCGUAAGCAAAGCUCCAUUGUAAAUCUCCUGCACAGUUCGGAUUACUCGACGCCUCCGGACUCUCGGAUUCUCGGUCAGAACCAGUUUGCAAAGGCAAGUCCGCAGAGCAAUGGCGGCAGGAGGGAGUCGUAUCAGCAAGGCGUUGUUGCCGAUGUCGUUCUUACCGCGGUGGAUGCCGCGUUUGCGACUGAGCUUGAGCGGGAAUGUGUCCGCCUGUACUUCCAAAACUUGCACAACAUCCACCCGAUCCUCGAACAGAUGACCUUUCUCAAAAGAUGUGAGGAAGAAAUAUGGUCGAGGCUUUCGAGGCCAGAUAUGAUAAUCUCUGCACAAAUGCGUCGGGAGGCGAGGUUUCUGGCACUGUACAAUGUUGUCAUUGCUAUCGGCGCUAUUACCGCGGGAGAGACGUCCUUACUCAUGGAAGACCACACCAAAGAGUUCUUGGACCGGACUGGGCAAACCAGCGACGAAGAAGCACUCUACCCACCUAUUCGCUUAGCAAGAAGAUUCUUCGAAAGGUCAAGGCUUCACCUUGAAGACAUUUGCGAGUCGAGUUCGCUUGAAACUGCGCAGACACUAUUCCUCAUGUCGGUAUUCGGUCAAAAUGCGUUGAAGCCUCAUAGCUGCUACAUGUAUAGCGGCAUGGCAAUAAGGACUGCGUCGGCUAUGGGUAUCCCAACUAAUACCCGUUCCGAGACAAGUCCGGAAAGCUUGCUUUGGUGGUCUCUCUACUCACACGAGAUCGAAAUGUGCUUUUCUGCUGGGCGUCAAUCGGGACUACGUGCUCCGAGCUCUUACUCAAUACCGUUCCCGAAAACCUCGCAUUUUCCCAACUCGGCGUAUUGUUUGAUCAAUCCUAUGGUUGACUUGGCCAAGAUCCUCAUGUGGAUGACGGACAACCUGGGCCUGCACAGUAGUCACACAUCCUUCCAAAGGCUGUCACAGACUGCGCUCAACCUGGACAGGGAGUUGGAUGACUGGAAGUCUGGUUUACCAAGACAGCUCCGAUUUGACACAUCAUCACUGGAAGACAGCGAAUUCGCCAUGAAGCAAAAGACUGUCCUCAAGCUACGAUUCCUGAACGCCAGGAUACUCCUUCACCGACAGUUCAUCAUCUCAAAGACGCAAGAAGCGGACCGUGACACCGUCGCGCGACAUGUGACCUCGUGCGUCAAAGCUGCCACCGAGACCAUCAAGUUCAUGCACACAAGCUACCUUCACCGACCUUACUUCAGGACAUGGUGGUACAACUGCAUGUACCUUCUAGACGCCUGCAUGGUCCUGCUCCACGUCCUAAUUUCAAACAUCUGUCCCUUCCCCGCCGAAGAGGUUAUGGAAAACAUCGAGCUGAGCCUCGACAUCUUCAAGGCAAUGAAAAUGCUCGCAGUAGCCAGACGAUGCGCCGAUAUUGUCAAAGAACUGCUCAAUGUCGCCGCGAAAACACAUUCAGUACAGCAGCGUCAGACGAGCGUGGCUACAGAAGACGAACCCGCGCUUAGGAUGCAUGAUGACCUUAGCCAGAUGAUCCAGACAUCUCCUGCAUUCAUGUCAGAUGGAAUUGGCCUCCAUCCUGGGGACACCGAGCUUGGAGACGCCAUGAUCCCCGGGGACUUUGAUGCGAACUUGGUGGAUCCGAAUGUUGUCUGGAACUUUUUGAAUUUUGAGCAUUGGAAUGCAUGGUCUGAUGCAGCUUUCAGGUGA